This is a messenger RNA of Anopheles maculipalpis, 950 nucleotides long. RefSeq names its product peptide methionine sulfoxide reductase-like. Bases 1 to 711 code for a protein of 236 amino acids. Lineage: Eukaryota; Metazoa; Arthropoda; Insecta; Diptera; Culicidae. The record is from RefSeq and is a predicted model, not a curated record. Gene Ontology annotation, molecular function: peptide-methionine (S)-S-oxide reductase activity. The transcript has 4 exons.
AUGGUAGCUACGGAACACGUUAUCGAUCCAGCUCAGCGCCUGCAAAAUAUUCCGCAACAACCCUUGCAUCAUAUCGAUACUCCUUUUGAAAAGGCUACCUUCGGAAUGGGUUGCUUUUGGGGUUGUGAUUCGCUCUUCGGAGCCACUAAAGGCGUUCUGCGUACACGUGUAGGAUAUGCGGGGGGCACUACCGAGGCUCCUGUCUACAAGAAAAUGGGAGAUCACACGGAAGUCAUUGAGAUCGAUUACGAUCCGGUAAAGAUCAGCUACAGUGAUCUGCUGGAUUUGUUUUGGAACAAUCACGAGUACGGUUUGACAACUCGCAUGAAGCGCCAGUACAUGUCCCUGAUACUGUAUCACAACGAGGAACAACGCCAGAUCGCGACUGCAAGCCUUGCACACGAACUGAUUAAGCGAGCACCGGAGCAAAUCAUUACCGAACUUGCCCCAGCAGGCCCCUUUUAUCCUGCCGAAAACUACCAUCAAAAGUAUCGCCUUCAGGGUCACAGCGAUCUGGCCAAGGGCAUCGGAUUGACACCGGAAUUACUGCACACAUCGCAUGUAGCAGCUCGUUUGAACGGAUAUCUCAUCGGUGUUUCCGGACUGAAACAAUUCGAAGAAGAGGCCGAUCUGCUGGGAUUGAGCAAGGAUCAGGUACAGUACGUUCGACAAUACGUCAUAGAGAACGAAGGUGGUGGCAUUUUCUGCUAAAGCAUUUCGGACCAGCUGUGAUGAAACAAUGUAUAGUAGGCAUUCUCGGCCAGGGGAAAAGAUCAUGCUGAUUUCGUUUCUGAUUGAGGAUGGCUGAUAACGGUUUCAUAAAGCGUUGUCAUUAUUGCGUUUAAAAAUUGGAACGCAGAGAGAGUAGAUGCAUCGAUCGAAGCGAGGCAAAUUGAUACGUGAUGUUAGUUUUAGUUGUGCUGAUAAUAAGUAAGACGUGUUUGUGGCUG